Cajanus cajan (pigeon pea) is the source of this 1364-nucleotide messenger RNA. RefSeq names its product mannan endo-1,4-beta-mannosidase 4. Gene Ontology annotation, biological process: polysaccharide catabolic process. Gene Ontology annotation, molecular function: mannan endo-1,4-beta-mannosidase activity. NCBI's taxonomy places the organism in Eukaryota, Viridiplantae, Streptophyta, Magnoliopsida, Fabales, Fabaceae. The record is from RefSeq and is a predicted model, not a curated record.
GUAAUCAUGGAGCCAUGGGGUUACAAAAUUUGGUAUUGAUAGCUUUUACGGUUGCAUUGGUUGAUGGUGGAAGUGCUUUCGUUCAGCGAAAUGCCACUCAUUUUAUUCUAAAUGGGAAGCCAUAUUACUUGAAUGGCUUCAAUGCCUACUGGUUAAUGUACAUGGCAUCUGACCCUUCUACAUCUUCCAAAGUUACUUCCAUUUAUCAACAAGCUUCUCAACAUGGUUUAAACGUUGCAAGAACAAUGGCCUUUAAUGAUGGAACUUACAGAGCCCUUCAAAUUUCUCCUGGUUCUUAUGAUGAAACUGUGUUUAAGGGACUAGAUUUUGUAAUAUCAGAAGCAGGAAAAUAUGGGGUACGAAUAAUACUGAGCCUGGUGAAUAAUUGGAAAAGUUUUGGAGGCAAAAGUAAAUAUGUGGAAUGGGCAAGAGAACGUGGCCAGAAUGUGAGCAACGAUGAUGAUUUCUUUACACACCCCGUUGUUAAGCAAUAUUACAAAAACCAUAUUAAGGUUAUGCUCUCGAGAAAUAACACAAUAACCGGAAAAAUAUAUAAAGAUGACCAAACCAUUUUUGCAUGGGAACUUAUGAAUGAACCUCGUGUCCAAAAUGACUUAUCAGGAAAAUCAUUUCAGGUUUGGGUGAAUGAGAUGGCAGCUUAUGUGAAAUCCCUUGAUAGCAAUCAUUUGCUGGAAAUAGGGCUUGAAGGGUUCUAUGGUGAAUCAAUGCCACAAAAGAAACGGUUCAAUCCUGCUGGAUUCCAAAGUGGAACUGAUUUUAUUUCCAACAACCAACUUCCUCAAAUUGAUUUUGCUACCAUUCAUCUCUAUCCUGAUCAGUGGCUAGUGGGCUUCAACGAGACAGCCCAAAAUGUAUUUGGUGACGAAUGGGUCAAAGCUCACAUCGAAGACUCGAGUGAUGUUUUAGGAAAGCCCAUUGUGCUAACCGAGUUUGGGUUUUCUUCAAAAUCAUAUGAAUAUAGUGUAGGAAAAAGGGAUAAUUAUUUUGAGAAACUAUAUAAUAUGAUAUAUAGCAGUGCCAGCAGAGGGGGCCCAUGUGCAGGUGGGCUUUUCUGGCAACUCCUGGCAGGAGAUAUGAGUGGCUUUGGGGAUGGCUAUGAAGUCAUCUUUGGAGAGAGCCCCUCAACGACCAAUAUCAUCACACAACAAUCAAAGAACAUGUUUAAUAUCAAAUAGUAUUAUGUCAAAAGGAAAAAAACAAUCCAUUCUUCUUGACCAUCACAAAUUCAUCAUGGUUAUCAAUACCAUAAUAUGGAUAGAAAAGAGAAAAUAGAGAAACAAGUUCUCUUUUAAACGAUAAAUGUUCCUUUUCAUUAUACCCUACUUCUUAUUUGCACUGUUGGG